CGGAUACAACGCUUCAGACUUCAGCUGGUGGUGCUCCCUUUUAAUCAAGUCUGAGUCAUUCUGCUGGGUUACCGAAGACUUUUGACAAAACUGAUAGUAAAACGAAUUGUUACGUAUAGCGCUGGUCAAAACACACAAUGGCUGCAUUGCGUCGUCUGAAGCAGGGCCGCUCCACGGCCAUCGCUAUCUCUCAACUUCAUACAAGCAGCUGUGCCUUUGCCAAACAGCAUUACAAAAUGUUAGUACUUGGAGGAGGAGCUGGAGGGAUUGCAAUGAGUGCACGAAUGAAGAGGAUCAUGGGAGCUGAGAAUGUGGCUGUUGUGGAGCCCAGUGAGAUGCACUACUAUCAGCCCAUAUGGACCCUAGUUGGUGCUGGUGCAAAAACUGUAGCUUCAUCAGGUCGGCCAACAGCAAAUGUUAUGCCAUCAGGAGUGAAGUGGGUGAAAUCUAAAGUUCAGGAAAUAAAUCCAGACACAAAUACUGUCUGCACAGAUGAUGGCACUGAAAUCUCCUAUGAGUAUAUGAUUGUGGCUUUGGGUUUACAACUUCAUUAUGAGAAGAUCAAAGGGCUACCAGAGGGGUUUGGAUAUCCAAAUAUCGGGUCAAACUACUCAGUUCAAACUGUGGAGAAAACAUGGAAGGCACUGCAGAACUUCAAAGAAGGCAACACUGUGUUCACAUUCCCAAAUACUCCUGUGAAAUGUGCUGGAGCACCUCAGAAGAUCAUGUAUCUCACAGAUGCUUAUCUCAGAAAGACAGGAAAAAGGGGAAAAGCCAAUAUAAUAUACAACACAUCCCUACCUGUACUCUUUGGGGUCAAGAAAUAUGCUGACUCACUGUGGGAAAUUGUGAAACAACGUGACCUAAAAGUGAACCUCAGGCAAAACUUGAUCGAAGUACGGGCAGACAAGCAAGAAGCUGUGUUUGAAAAUCUUGACAAACCAGGGGAAACCCAAGUGCUUGAGCAUGAGGCAGUACCUGCAUCCCAAUCAGGUUGCACAGGUAGUCCAGCUCCUCUAGGAUGGCACAUCCGUACGUGUGGUCGCAAGAAGGUUUGCUGUGUCUCCCAGCACAGUCUCAAGAGCAUGGAGGAGAUACCAGGAGACUGGCCGCUACACAAGGAGACCUGGACAGGGCUGCAAAACUGGUAUCGGCUCCUUUGUGUGAGGAGGAACAGGAGGAACACUACCAGAACCCUCCAAAAUGACCUCCAGCAGGCUACUAAUGUUCAUGUUUCUGACUAAACUGUUAGAAACAGAAUCCAAGAGGGUGGCAUGAGGGCCCGAUGUCCUCUAGUGGGACCUGUAUUCACAGCCCAGCGCCAUGCAGCUGGAUUGGUAUUUGCCAGAGAACACCAAAAUUGGCAGGUCUGCCAUUGACACCCCAUCUCUACAGAUGAGAGCAGGUUCACACUGAGCACAUGUGACGGGUGUGAAAGAGUCUGGAGACGCCGUGAUCAACAUUAUGCUGCCUGUAACAUCACCCAGCAUGACUGGUUUGGUGGUGGGUCAGUGAUGGUCUUGGGAGGUAUCCUAGAGGGUCACACAGACCUCCAUGUCAUAGCCAAGGGUACCCUGACUGCUCUUAGGUACCGUGAUGAAAUCCUCAGAGCGAUUGUCAGACCUUAAGCUGAUGCACCCCAACCUGGGUUCCUCUUGGUGCAGAACAAUACCCGGCCUCAUGUGGCCCUCAUGUUCCCCUGACCUAAAUCCAAUUAAGCACCUAUGGGACUUUAUGUCGGUGUAUCCAACACUGCCAAGUACUGCCACAGACAGUUCAGGAGCUCACUAAUGCCCUGAUCCAGGUCUGAGAAGAGAUCCCUCAGGACACCAUCUGCCAACUCAGGAGCAUGCCUAGACAUCUGGAGUGCAUACAGGCAGGCGGGGGUCAUAUAUAAGACUGAUUCACAUUAGGAGUUGCCGUGAUGAAUUCCACACAAGUUGGAUGAGCCUGUGAUUUAAUUUUGGUACUGUGGGUGUGAUUUUUAAUUCAGCCCUCAGUGGGUUGAUGAUUUUGGUUUCCAUUGACUGUUGUCAUAUCAUUUUGUUCUUAACAAAUAAUACAAUGUACAGUGCUGUGUAAAAGUCUUAGGCCACCACCAUCAUACAAACAGAAAAUACAGGAACUAUGUACACAAAAUGUAACAUUAAUUAUGAAUGAUUAUUAAUAAUUAAGGUUCAGUUCCAUUUAGGUUUAAGAGAGCCAGGUUCCUGCUAUUGCUCAAGUGUAAGGGGAGGUCACACUUAAUACUUGCCACUUUAGCCAAUAGAAGCUGUUUUCUUUUUUCUUUUCUGUUGUUUUAACACUUACGCUUACACUUGAGCAAUAGCAGGAACCUGGCUCUCUUAAACCUCAAUGGAAUGGAGCCUCAAUUAAUAAUAUUAAAUAGUUAAUGUUACAUUUUGUGUACAUAUUUCCUGUAUGUUCUGUUUGUAUGAUGGUGAUGGCCUAAGACUUUUGCACAGUACUGUAUAUCAGUAAAUAUUUUCAAGAUUUCCAAUUGUGUUAUUAAAGUGUUCCUUUAAUUUUUUUUGAGAAUUGUACAUGCUAAAUCAAGGACAAUAUUCUAGUGAAUAACUGCUAAACAUUUCAGAUUUUUA
Messenger RNA from Scomber scombrus (Atlantic mackerel), 2600 nucleotides. RefSeq names its product sulfide:quinone oxidoreductase, mitochondrial-like. Gene Ontology annotation, molecular function: sulfide:quinone oxidoreductase activity; FAD binding. The record is from RefSeq and is a predicted model, not a curated record. Gene Ontology annotation, cellular component: mitochondrion. The coding region runs from base 138 to 1244 and encodes 368 amino acids. The transcript is spliced from 7 exons. Lineage: Eukaryota; Metazoa; Chordata; Actinopteri; Scombriformes; Scombridae.